Molecule: messenger RNA, 598 nt
Organism: Ornithorhynchus anatinus (platypus)
Lineage: Eukaryota; Metazoa; Chordata; Mammalia; Monotremata; Ornithorhynchidae
Gene: OMP
Product: olfactory marker protein
Exons: 1
Coding region: 38-523 (161 amino acids)
Biological process (GO): signal transduction; sensory perception of smell
Cellular component (GO): axon; nucleus; neuronal cell body
Source: RefSeq, a predicted model, not a curated record
GAGGCGGCGGAGGGCGAGGACGAGGCGGGGACUACCAAUGGCUGAUCAGGCCCCUGCCCAGCUGGAGCUGGUGCUCACCCCGGACCCCGACCUGACCACCAUCAUGCACUUGCGCGCAGAGGGCCUGCGCCAGCGGAACGAGAAACGGCAGGACGGAGAACGCCUCCUGCGGCCGGCCGAGUCCAUCUACCGGCUGGACUUCAGCCGCCAGCGGGGCCUGCAGUUCGCACGCUGGCAUGUGCGGCUGGGCCGGCCGGGCCAGGUGACCAUCACGGGCACCUCGCAGAACUGGACCCCCGAUCUCACCCACCUCAUGACCCGCCAGCUGCUGGAGCCGGCCGCCAUCUUCUGGCGGCGGGAGGGCUCCGACCAACUGGAGUGGAACGAGGCGGACGCCCAGGAGUUCGGCGAGAGGCUGUCCGAGCUGGCCCGGGUCCGCAGGGUCAUGUAUUUCCUCAUCACGUUCGCCGACGGCAUGGAGCCGGCCCAGCUCAACGCCUCCGUGCUCUUCGACCUGCUCUGAGCACCCCCGCACCGGCCCCGAGCCCUUCCGACCCCCAGCUCCCCUGUCCUGAGCCCCCUGCUGAUCCUGACCCUC